Molecule: messenger RNA, 1899 nt
Organism: Lachancea thermotolerans CBS 6340
Lineage: Eukaryota; Fungi; Ascomycota; Saccharomycetes; Saccharomycetales; Saccharomycetaceae
Product: KLTH0E08140p
Exons: 1
Coding region: 1-1899 (632 amino acids)
Biological process (GO): DNA-templated transcription; regulation of DNA-templated transcription
Cellular component (GO): nucleus
Molecular function (GO): DNA binding; DNA-binding transcription factor activity, RNA polymerase II-specific; zinc ion binding
Source: RefSeq, a predicted model, not a curated record
AUGAAGGUUAUUAAGCGACGCAGAUCCAUCAAAUCAUGCAAGUACUGUUACGAACAUAAGCUGAAAUGCAAUAAGCAGUCUCCCUGCAACAAUUGUGCUCGACUAGGGAUCACGAACUUCUGUGUUUAUGGCUUCAAAAAAGACGAAGUUGAUGCCAAACCUUUGAGCUCAACUGAAACGUUCAAGCCAAAAGAUCAAGUGUUGAAGACUUCGUCGACCCACCCCAAGACAAAGCCGUACUAUCCCUACCUGUCAGGUGCAAAUGCGGAGGAAGUUCUGUCAAACCGUCAUCAAGCUCAUAAAAACCCAACAGAUGCUUGCAUGAAAAGGAAUGAAGUUACUAAUUUCAACAAGUUUGAUGUGAAGUGUAUGUCAGUUGAGGAGGUCGCAUCUUUAAUUCCCCCAAGCCAAGCAUCAACCUUUCUUGUGGUAGAUGUGUACUUCCACAAAAUUCAUCCAAUCAUACCUGUUCUUGAUCGCGAAGAGGUUUUUCGGCAGAUCGAAGAGGUCUACAGUCAAAUUCGCCUCCAAAGAACGAUUUGCGUCUCAAGCUCAAUUACGGUCUUUGCUAUUCUCUUCAGCGUGGCUUAUUCUAACGUUGCGGAGGGCCAGAUCCCAGAUCUUUUACUCUGCGAGAAAUACUUCUCAGCAUUCCAGGCGCUCUUAAACAUCAACUGCUUUCCUUAUAGGCCCUCAUUAAAUGCGGUGCAAGGUCUUUUGGUUACAAGCUUUGUAGUUGACCCUAACAUGGUGGAAACUUUGGGCAUAUCCGCAACGCUGCUCCGACAUGCUCAGCAGAUUGGGGUGCAUAAGCUCAAGGUACCUUCUGGCAGCACUAGAAACGAAAUUGUGCGAACUUUAUGGCAUUUUUUACUGUAUUUUGAGGGUUCCUCAUCGGUGGUAGCUGGACUACCAUUUCUUAGCAGCCAGCAAUUGUUUAACUUGGUAAAUUUGCCAAAAGAGGGCGACGCUUUGGAACCGUCUCAUGCUGCAUUUGCGAAUGGUCGAUUCCAUAUAAACAACAUGUUCAGAAAAAUAAUGAGCUACAAAGAUGAGGGUAUUGUACCAGCUGGCAGCUCAAUGCUUGAAACCAAAAGAGAAGCUAAUUCUCUCAAUGAUAAAGUCGAAGGGCUGUGUAAGAUUAUUGAGGAAACGAACCACGAGCACGCCAUUUACUUUGUGAGUACGUUGAGAAUAUUUCUACUUAGAGCCCAUCUUAGGUUCAAGGCCCUUGUCACCGAGAAAAAAAAAGCCGCCCAGGUACGACCGGAGAAGAAGCAGAAUGUGAGGUUUUUCAAUGAUGCAGUUGGAAAAGUCUUGAACUCCGGAAGUUCAAUGGAUGGGGAAACUGCGGAGUUAUCUAUCAUCCUGCUUUCCUACACCCUUCGGAGGCUUGUAUCGAGUAGCUGUACCAAGUUUUCCUGGUACAGCAAAGGAUCAACAGUCAUGCAAUAUCUUUUCAUUCUUGUUAAAGAUAUCUACCAGUCUCCUGAAAUGGCUUACGACUUUUCCAGGCCAGACUUUGAAGUGCCUAUUGUUCUUUCUCAAGACAUACUCGAGUGUUCAAUUGCCGAUCCAGUAUAUUUCAAGGUCGCUUUGGUUGAGGAACUUUUGAAACUUUUGGAAAUGAAACUUGUUCCCCUCUGGAGUGACGAGGAUCUUAACAUUUUCAGACUGGUGCGUUGUAUCAAGGAAAGAGUUUGGGAGCUUAACAGCUUUAUGAUAGAAACCAACCGACACCGCUUCCAACCAAUUUACGCCUGUAGUCUGUUUCAACACUGUGCCGCGAACUUAGAGUCCAUGAACAGCUUUAAUUUUGAAGAAUGCAUGAAGCAGUGGGAGCUAGAUAAGAUAACUUUUGACUCCGAAAGAAUCUUGAACUGUUUAUCCGAUUUUUAG